This is a messenger RNA of Naegleria lovaniensis, 1491 nucleotides long. RefSeq lists its product as uncharacterized. NCBI's taxonomy places the organism in Eukaryota, Heterolobosea, Eutetramitea, Acrasida, Naegleriidae. Bases 1 to 1491 code for a protein of 496 amino acids. The transcript has a single exon. The record is from RefSeq and is a predicted model, not a curated record.
AUGUUAGAUUCUCCUCUUUGCGAAAAUUCCAACAAUACAUCAAACAGUAACGACCCAUUCAUUGUUGGAACCACUGUUGGAUCACAAGGCUGGCCCAUCAUCAAGAAUUUAGAUCAAUGUCUCAAUGCUAUCGGAGAUGCCAAAGAAUUUAACAUUAUCCACGAUGGCAAGGGUUUCAUUUAUAUAAGUUAUCGGAGAGUGACCUCGACCACAUUUCCAUCACCGAUAAGUACGGUCAAUGAUUUAAUUCGGAGAGAAUUGAGAGGUUUGGCAUUUGAUAGUGAAACCAAACAACUCGUUUCCAGAUGCUUACAUAAAUUUUUCAAUGUUGAAGAGAAGGAAGAAACGAAAAUGGAACGAGUUCAGCAAAAUCUUGAACGUAGUAUUCAAUUGGGAAAGAAGAUGCAUGUCCUUGAUAAAUUAGAUGGAAGUUUGGCCAUUCCUGUGUUGCAAAAGAACGAAUUGAAUGAAAAACGAUUGCGAUUUAGAACGAAACAAGGCUUUGGUCACAACUCAACUUCUCGUGGCUGUGAAAAACAUAUUUAUGGACUUCGAGAAGUAAGUGACGAGGAAUAUGAGAAGCACAUUCCGAGUGUGGAUGAAUUUUUAAAGACAUCCAAAUCCUUUAAAUUCGGAAAUGUCAUUCAAUUUUGUUUGGAUUAUAUUGAGAAAGGAAUGACACCAGUUUUUGAAUUUUGUUCACCAGACUACAAAAUUGUCAUCAUUUACGAAACACCUUCUCUCAACUUAAUUGCAUUGCGUGACACUUUCAAUGGAGAUUAUGUGGAUUUUGAUGAAAUGACUUGUAUUGCACAAGAAUAUGACUUGAAUUGUGUGAAGGCAACACAUUUUGAUUUUAUUGACACCUCCACAUGCACCUCCGUUUCUGAAAUUAUUUCUGAAAUUAAGAAGAAACACGAUUUUGAAGGAUGUGUCCUCCGUUUUUGGAAUGGUGAAAUGUAUAAAGUGAAAUCCGAUUGGUACAGCACCAUGCACUUUAAAAAACAACGAUUAGAAUUCAAUUAUGUCAACGAGUCACAUGCAUGGUGGUUAGUAUUGGAAGGUGGUAUUGACGAUCUCAUUCCCAUUCUCAAUACAGAGGAAGAGAAACAACGAUUAAUGGCUUUCAAUGAUCGACUCGGACAUGUUCUUGGUGCAUUUUCUGAAAAUCUGCUGAAACAGGUGAAAUCCAUUCUGGAGGAAACAAAAACUCAGAAAGAGUUUGCUUCUCAUCUCAACACGAACUUCAAGUCAGGGUUGAGAAAACUCAUGUUUGAUGUUGCUCGAAUGAUAACCGAUCAAAAGAAGGAGGAAGAAAUUACUGAUCUUGAUGCAAAGGUGAAUACUCUUGUGAAAGAUUUGAUAUUACGAUUGGUUUCACAAAACAAAAUUGAGGAUGCCAGAACAUUCUUACGAGAUCCAACUCUCUCCUAUCAGAAGGAUCCAACUUCUAGUUCUCAGAGAAAGACCCAAUUCGAUGACGAAGAGUAA